AUGUCUGCGGAAAAACAACGCGCGGCCUCGCUCCGAGAUGCGGAGAAAAAAGCUGUCGAGCUUUUCAACGAGAUCGAGAAAAGUCUUAUUCGCCCUGGCAUCAGCGAGAAAGACUUGAACAAUGAAAUCCAUGCUCUCGGCGUUGAACGUCACGGUGUGAGGACUCAUUGGCAUAAACGAGUGAUUCGCAGUGGACCCAAUACACUGAGACCAUUCGAAGAGAACCCACCCGACAGGAUAAUUCAAGAAGAUGACAUCCUCGUCGUCGACCUUGGGCCUGUCUUUGAAGAGUGGGAAGCUGACUUCGGCCGCACCUUUGUUCUGGGAAACGACCCGAACAAGAUCAAACUGCGGGACGCUCUCGAGCCAAUCUGGAUCAGCGUCAAAGCCAAGUACUGGGAGAAUCCAGAUAUGACGGGAGAAGAACUGUACAAUAUUGCCAAGAAGGCUGCUGAGAAGGAGGGCUUUGAGUUUGGUGCACCGAUUGCGGGACAUAUCGUCGGUUCUUUUCCGCAUGAACGCAUUCCUAAAGACAAGAUCACCCUUUACAUCGCUCAAGGCAGCAACAACUCUAUGAAUACUGUUGGGAAGGAUGGGAACAAGAGGCACUGGAUUCUUGAGAUCCAUUUACAUAACAAGGAACUUGGAUUUGGUGGGUUCUACGAGCAAUUACUCACAGCCUAA
Messenger RNA from Fusarium subglutinans, 684 nucleotides. RefSeq lists its product as uncharacterized. The transcript has a single exon. The record is from RefSeq and is a predicted model, not a curated record. The coding region runs from base 1 to 684 and encodes 227 amino acids. Lineage: Eukaryota; Fungi; Ascomycota; Sordariomycetes; Hypocreales; Nectriaceae.